Messenger RNA from Insectozyma verbasci, 690 nucleotides. NCBI's taxonomy places the organism in Eukaryota, Fungi, Ascomycota, Pichiomycetes, Serinales, Debaryomycetaceae. The record is from the annotation of a GenBank genome assembly.
AUGAACGUUAGUACUAGUUCAUUAGGUGUUAGAAGAAGAAAAAUAGCUACACAAAAUAUAGAUGAUGAAGAAAAUGCUGCAUUAUUAAAAUUGGGUCCUGAAUUUCAAAUUAAACAAUAUAAUAAUUAUGGUGAAGAAAUUGAAUUAACAGCAUUAGGUAUUUCAGAAGCAAGAUUAAUAAUUAGAGGAGCUUUAAAAAAACGAAAAUUGAAACAAAAACCGAAAAAGAAACAACAACAACAACAACUACAGAAAUCACUAGAUAAUACAAAAAAUGAUCUAAAUAAUAAUGAUGAUAUAGAGAUGGGUGAUGAUAAUAUAGAAGAAGAUAAUGAUAAAAAAGAAAUUGAGCAAGAUGAAGAUGAUGAUGUAAAAGAAGACGAAAUAUCAAAUAUAGAAUUAGCAGGACCAAAUUCAAAUGAAAUUGUACAUAAAACAUUGAAUUAUUUGACUAAUUUUGCAAGGUUUAAAAAUAAAUCAAGUUGUGAAACUGUUGAAAAAUUAUUAAAAGAUUUUAGUGAACAUUGUAAUGAAAAAUUACAUCCUUUUGAAUUAGCUCAAUUGGGUACUUUAGAAUGUGAAGAUUCAGAAGAAGCAAAAAGUUUAAUACCUAGUUUAACUAAUAAAGUAAGUGAUGUUCAAUUACAAAGUUUAUUGACUGAAUUAAGAAAAUAUCAAACAUUUCAAUAA